UCUACUGUAAAAUUGCCAUUUUUUUCUUUGGACAGCAACAGCAUUUCUAAAGUUCUAGGGACACAGUAACAAAAACAGCCUGAUUGAUUCUAAGGGAUAAAAAGAGGUUGGAAAAUGGUAAUGUCAAAAUGAAUAAUGUGUUUUUGGUGUUUAAAAUCACAAAAGGUGAUGAGCAGACCUUAGAAAAAAGCAAGACACAGAAAACAUGUAGGACAUGGGCCAUAUUAAAAUAUUAUAUUAAAUAUUAAAAUAUCAUACUUAUAUACAUUUGUGGAAACUGAGGAAAUCUGACAGCCUGGUGGAGGAAGCUGUUCCUCAGCCUGCAGGAGUUCACUCACAGACUGUGGAAGCACUUCCCUGAAAGCAAGGGCAAAUGUGUGAAUGAUGCUGUUGUUUGCCGCCCCUCUGCGCUUUUCCCCCCGUCUGACUGCCGGAGCUGAUCAGUGCAGCACCGUCCCGGCUUCAGCAGAGAGGAGGAGAACAUGUCAGACGGCUGCAGCCUUUCGCACUGGAGCUGCUGAGUGCACUCCGUCAGAGAAGACUCACCGCAGUAGGAGGCCCACCGUUAAUGCUGAAGUAAGCAGAGAAGUAAGUAGGCUGUAUCAGCGGCGUCUGUCUUUUAAACAGCUGUUUGGAGAUAGUAGGAGUAGGAGAUGAGUAUCGGGGACAGGACACAGAGGACAAGGAUACACAUAACAGAUUAGAUUUACGAUACUGGCACAGCUGGAGCGCUCUAAUGGACCCGGGUGUGUGCGUCCUGGAGCUGCUCGGCAUAUUUUUCUCCCUGACCGCCUGGCUGUGUUCAUUGACCACCACUCUGAUGUCCUGCUGGCUCACACUAAACACGGACCUCCUGCCGACUGAGAGUUAUCAGCUGGGUCUGUGGGAGACAUGCGUGGUUCAGGAGCUGGGGGUGCUGGAGUGCCGACCAUAUGACAGCCUCCUGGGUCUGCCGCCGGACAUCCGCCUGGCCAGGAUCCUCAUGCUGGCCACCCUGGCCACCAGCCUGAUGGGCUUCACAUUGGCCAUCCCUGGGAUCUAUGUGGUGAACAGCUGCAGGGGCAUGGAGACCCUCAAAGCCAAGCGCACCCUCAAGAUGCUGGGCGGGACACUGUGCUUGGCUGCAGGAAUUCUUGGCCUGGUCCCCGUGUCCUAUGUAGCCCACCUGACCAUUCUGAAGUUCUUCGACGAGACCGUCCCUGACGUGGUCCCACGCUGGGAGUUCGGGGACGCCCUGUUCUGGGGCUGGGGGGCUUCUUUCCUGCAUCUAGCAGCUGGCUCACUGCUUGUCACCUCCUGUCUUUGCCUGCAAGGGGAGCCGUGUCCACUGCCAACGACCAUUCCACUACAAGGAGGACAUACCGACCCUGAACUGUCUCUGAGAAGGAGAUCAGAAUAUGUGUGAGAAAAAAGUUUAAUGAUUCUGCAGAAUUCAGGAAUUCGGGAUACGUUCUGAAAGCGGAUGUUCUGGAAGCAGGAUGGGUAAAAUAAGUAA
Molecule: messenger RNA, 1495 nt
Organism: Colossoma macropomum (tambaqui)
Lineage: Eukaryota; Metazoa; Chordata; Actinopteri; Characiformes; Serrasalmidae
Product: putative claudin-24
Exons: 2
Coding region: 737-1405 (222 amino acids)
Biological process (GO): cell adhesion; bicellular tight junction assembly
Cellular component (GO): bicellular tight junction; plasma membrane
Molecular function (GO): structural molecule activity
Source: RefSeq, a predicted model, not a curated record